AACUAAUUCUUUGAGUUAAACGUUUUGUUAGUUUCUACUUCCAUGUGUCAAAAUGUAUUAUUUUAACAAAUCAUGUGAUUAAAAAAGCCACAACCGUGUCUCAUCAAUCCAUUCCUAGUGUUGAAUUGUUUAGUUUUAAAACAAUGCCCAUUUGAUGUAUGGAUUUUAUAAAUAAUAGGGGUGAUCAAACUUUAAUAAGUCAAUUUAACAGGUUCAUUAUCGAAGUGAAUAUAUAUUAUAUAUAAUAUAACGAGAUUACAAUGUGGACGGACGAACCUGCACCGUGGGACAUCGAGGAACCCGCUCCGGAAGCGAGUGCCGAGGGUGCGGCGGAAGGUGCGCCCGCUGAGGCAGCUGCUACCGACAAACCUGUCUUGAAAUUGUUAAAGCUUGAGCCGCCACAUUACAAUCACCACUGGGUUCGACCACUGUUUCUUAAUUACGCGUAUCUUUACGAUUAUAGGAAGAACUAUUACGACGACGUGAUUGAUUAUCUUAAUUCGAGGCAGAAAGGUAUAUACCGCGAGCCGCCCAGGGCUCAGGAAUGGGCAGAAAGAACUAUAAGGACUUACGAUCAAAAGAACACAGAUAAGAGCUUCAAGCGAUCGGCCGACAUGAAGUACAUCACUAAUAUGACAUUCACAGGCAGACACUACAGUUAUCAUACUCGUGCUUACUAUAGCCUGAAAUACCAGAAGAUUCUGUGAAUCCACAGACCGCUGUUAAGCAGUCAAAAGACAACUAUCAAAGACAAGUGAAAUUUCAUAUAUCCGUUCACGUAUACACAAUCUCUCAAGAUCUUUAUCAAUAUUUAUUUUUUGACUGUAUGUCUUUCUAAUUGUCUCUCUAUUGUAUUUUUUGUUUGCAAAUAGAUCAUUUUUGUUAGGUGUUUUGUAUAAACUAGUGAGAUAAAUAAUAUUGUAAUUGAAAUGUGAUUGGUAGAAUUGAUAAAAUCAGCAAUGCAACGACUGAUCAUUGCAGCUGAAAUGAUA
Molecule: messenger RNA, 992 nt
Organism: Trachymyrmex septentrionalis
Lineage: Eukaryota; Metazoa; Arthropoda; Insecta; Hymenoptera; Formicidae
Gene: fln
Product: flightin
Exons: 3
Coding region: 261-707 (148 amino acids)
Source: RefSeq, a predicted model, not a curated record